Molecule: messenger RNA, 483 nt
Organism: Fusarium poae
Lineage: Eukaryota; Fungi; Ascomycota; Sordariomycetes; Hypocreales; Nectriaceae
Exons: 3
Coding region: 1-483 (160 amino acids)
Source: RefSeq, a predicted model, not a curated record
AUGAAACUUUCACUCUUCCUCUCUGCUAUCGGGGCUUCGGGUGCCUUGGCAGACUUUACCGUCUUCAUGACACAUCACACCUCUCCAGCCAGCGACUUUAAGAACUACCAAGUCCACGAUGGAACUCCUCGAACAUGGGCCGAGAUGAAAAAGUCUAUGCGCUGGGCUGAGAAGUCAGAUGUCAGCGGUAGAAAGGUCGGUGUUCGUUGCAAGGGAAGUGGCUGCGGAUACAUGGGUCCAGUCAGCAAUAUUGAACAGCUCGAGAUGCACUUUACCAACAACCCUCUCUACCAUUGGACUAUCUACAAGGACCGCAACUGGGGCAUGUAUGGUCGCGAUGGUGUUAAAUAUGGCGAUUGCCAGAUUACUACCGGUAAUGACUUUACUGUCAUUAAUGAGAACGACAAGGUUGUCGGUCACCGCAAGUUCAGGUGCCGCUCGCGCUUCACUGCUCAUCAGAUCAACCAAGGCAGCAGGAGUUAA